AUUUUAGUACCUGCCGUAGUACCUGCCCUCGGCAGGGUUUCACCGCGCCAUGGGUCAAAGAAGUGAGCAGACCAGCCAACGAGUCUGCGUCAAGGGCCUCGCAGAUGAGAGCAAUGCCAAGGAUUUCAUCCUGUCAGGAUGGGAUCGUCUUCGCAUUUGGUGGCUCAGGAGCACGGAGGCAGAGUUUCUUUGCGAAGAUGCCCGGCGGCACCAGAGGCACUACAUGUUCGCAGCGUUUGGCAUCGUCGGGUGCUACAAGAUUUGCACCGUGCUCGCAUCUGUCAUGACGUGGCGGAUGUGGUUGUUCUACAAUGGUGUGACCGUGCUGGUCUUGCUUAUCGCUCACUUGUCAGCCAAAAAGCCAGAAGCCUUGUGGGUGGAUUUCGUUUAUGCCGUCAUCUCGUUUGUCCUGCUGCUCCACACUAGCCGACUGUACGAAACGCUCAUAUUGCAGGAGCUGAUGCCGUCUGGCUCUUCGGAGGUCGAUUUACUGUGCGCAUUCAUUUUCCAUUCCCAGAUCAUGGUAAGUAUGGGACACCAUCCAGCCGUGCUCGUCGCGUGGGGCCUGGCUGUGCAUUGUAGCUGCUGGAUGACCAACAAUGCAGACCUUCAAAUGGACAUCAAGAUUGUGCUCUCCGUCGGUUUUUUGAUGUAUGCUUCCACGCAUCAAUCGCAGAUACAACUGAGGGACACACGCUUGGAAUCGGAAGCCGAGCUCAGCCGCUUUCGGAAGCGCGAGGCAAGGGUCUUCUUGCCAUUUCUUGCCUGCGGCUCUUUGAGCUAUGGGGCAGAGCACAAGCAGAUAGAUCUGGUCUUGCGUCGCGGAGCACCAGCAAUUGCAAAGGCUGGAAGCAGUUCGCCGGAGGGAGCAGAUGGAGCGAAUGGUGACACUGGUCUUCAACCAAGUGAAGGCGCCUUUGCUACUCGCCAAGUCAGAACUGAGUCGUCCUGGCGACGCAAAGGACAUCCUCGCUUGCGCCCAGGGUCGAAUUCAGCAGUUGUGGUCUUUGCUUAGCGGAGUGCAGAGCGAAAUGCAGAAGGAGUUCGAUGUUGGGGCUACAGAAGGCACGCGGAAGACACGCAUGAUAGAGACGAUGCGGGGGACCAGGAGCGAGCCAGACACAUGGCCCAGCGAGCCAGCAGCUUCUCACACGAGCCAAAGUUCUGGCUCAGAAGCUCGACCUCCAAGGCGUUCAAGGCAGCCAGAGAACCAGAACCAUUCUUCCCGACGGAGGGCGUUUGAUUCAAAGUGGACAGAGUCAUGCGCCGCAUUGAUGGAAGCCUCCUGCAUACAGCUCGGAGUGGAUGUUCACGCUCCUUGGAAGCUACGAUGGGUCAGGAUUGAGCUGGACAACAGGCAAAGUUCAUGCCUUAGCAGCUUGCUGACGCCAACCGACAUGUUUCAUUUCCGCCGAUGGCUGGAGCCCCAGAUCAACCGCUCUUCGGGGCAAGCUGGUGAGGUUCAGCAAGACUUCAACUUCCCAUAUUUGGGCAGCCAGCUCAGAGCCGGAAGAAUGCAGCUUGUCUCCAUCGAAGACCUGGCUGUGGUUCAGCUGUCGCAGCUGUUGGUUUCAUUGCCGCCAAAUGUUUGCGACACUGACAUCAGCGGC
This is a messenger RNA of Effrenium voratum, 1610 nucleotides long. NCBI's taxonomy places the organism in Eukaryota, Dinophyceae, Suessiales, Symbiodiniaceae. The record is from the annotation of a GenBank genome assembly.